This is a messenger RNA of Trichosurus vulpecula (common brushtail), 3943 nucleotides long. RefSeq names its product Holliday junction recognition protein (gene HJURP). NCBI's taxonomy places the organism in Eukaryota, Metazoa, Chordata, Mammalia, Diprotodontia, Phalangeridae. The record is from RefSeq and is a predicted model, not a curated record. Gene Ontology annotation, molecular function: histone binding. Gene Ontology annotation, biological process: CENP-A containing chromatin assembly. The transcript has 8 exons. Bases 194 to 2002 code for a protein of 602 amino acids. Gene Ontology annotation, cellular component: chromosome, centromeric region.
AAGGAGGGCGGGAUAUCUACUGGCGCUGCCCAAUGGGAUCACGCGACUCGACGGAGGCGGUGAGGAGCGGAGUCUCGCCAAUGAGAGCGGCGGAGGGGGAAGAUGAGCGGGUCGGCUUCUGCCCACGGUGGCUGGCGGGGCGGGGCCAAGCUUUCUGAAACGGCUCCCGCCGCAGCAGCUGCCGCGACCCGGCAUGGCGGGCACCGGCCCUUGGCAGCGGGAGCUUCUGCGCCGGCGGCUCCUCGAGAAGCUGCAGGCCAGCAGCCAGCGGUUCGCCAGCGUCAUGGGGGCCCUGGUGGUCAAGUAUGACCGUCCCUUCGAAGAAGACAAACUCGUGCAUAUUGCGACAUUAACCUACGAGACACCAGCUGGCCUGAAAGAAUGGGGUGGAGGAAUAGUAACCCAAGAAAUCUUCCAGAAUAUUCAGACAUCCCUGGAGAAAGAAGGAUACAGUAUAGAUAACAUCAUGCGAAGCACUUUCCCAGAUGUUGACAGCACUGGGUUUGAUGAAUCUUUGGUUCAGAGAAAUGGUGCUCUCAGCUUGAAGGGUGACAGUCUUCAAAGCCUUCCAGAAAAUGAUUUAGACAAGAAAUACAUGACCCGGGUGGAUGUGAUCCUGGAAGAUGACCAUCCCAGGAUGAUCAUGUUUGACAGUUUCAGCAAGAGAAAGGCCCAAAAAACCCCGAAGAUCCUUUCAGCUGAAGACAGUCUUAAAGCUUUACUUGGUUGCAGUGGUAAUGGCCCCGGAAAGAAUCGUGGGAUUGCAGUUAAGCCGACUUCAGCCUUCCAAGGUCCCCAAGAGAGCAGAAUGGUGGCCGUGCCCCCAGAUCAAAGCUUGCUGGCUUGGAGAGCCUGGAGAGCCAGCAGGAACACCUCCUUAGGGGACACUGUCUUUGAAGAUGAAGGGCCUGCCCAGGAACUCACCCUCAGUGACAUCUAUGCAGAGAUGCUAUGUUCACUGAGUAAGUGUUUACCUUCUCAGAAGAUGGGCCUCAUCUCCACAAAGAAAUAUAUUUCGAAAGGCUGGUUCCCAAAGAUGAGGAAGCUUAACGUCACCUUGACAAUGGAAAGUAGUUUUCUCAAGAUUAGUCAAAACUUCCAAGUUAUCCCAAGUGAGAAAAAUAGCUUAAUUUGCAGAAAGGAUUAUAAGCAGAACUUUUUACCCUGUUCUGAACCAGACACUGUUGUCAAGGACAGCAAAUUGUUAGCCACCGAUUCUUCCCCACUGGCUCUGAAGGCGUCACUGCCUAACCGCUCCACUCGGAAAUCUCCUUCCAGGACCAGGGACGUGAGACAAGCAGCCCCCAGCCCCUCUUGGAGCCACAUGGGGUACCGGUCCCCAGCGAUACCCAGGUUGUGUCUGCCCCCUGCUCUGACAAGUGCAAAGGAGAAGCUCUACCCUUUGCAGCAGGGUACUCCUGGAAAGGAUGUGUUAGGGCAGGAAAGGAAUCUGUCCAGAUCAUUGGUGAUGCCAAGGAUGCUCCAGACACCCAAGAAUGCUCCCAUAUCCCAAGAAAGGCGUUAUCAGAGGCACUCAGCUUCCGAUGCCUCUGAACCAUGCCCAAAGACUGGCUUUCCUAGAGAGAAGGUUAUGAAGGCAAGAAAGUCCUUGCCUUUUUGCAUGGAACAGAUACCCUGCAAAGCCCAGAAUGUGAUAGACUCCAUGUUUGACACAUACUCCCAAGAAACAACUCAGUGGGCACAGGAGCUUUUAUUCCUUAAGAAAUCAGGGCAGAAGUCAAACGUGCUGACUCAGAGCAGAUUCGGUGAUUCCCUGGAAGGUUUAGGCCUCUGCAAUGGUCCACGGGAGGCACAAAAGGCAGCCUCCCCCCAGGGCAUCACUAGGGACUCCCUGCGUGAGACAGUCACCAUGCUCCACCGUGCAGCCUCACCCAGGGCCACCUCAAAAGGAGAGUUUUCCUCCCCAACAAAAAGACGGAAAGUGUCAAGCUCCCAGACAUGGGAUCACUUCAGCCCUUCAAAGAUGAGAGAUAAGGCGUAGGUAUUUUUUUAAAGUACUCAUUGUUAUUGCCAGAAACAGUACUGGAAAGAAGUGGCCCCAAAGUAUCUGGGUCUCUAUGGGGAUGUAAUGCAUUCAAAUAAAAAACAAAUUAAUGACUUUAAAGGCACACAUGCAUAUUGUAGAAGCAUCCUGGUGUCAUGGACCCAGGCCCCAGGUUCAUACCCUGGCUUUGCCACUUUCUCCCUGGACAGCCUUAGACCAUUUACCUCCUUGGGCCUCAGUUUCCCCAACUGUCACAUGAUGGGUCCAUUCCAGCCUUUGUGCCUUGUGAUGCAGACAGAAUCCUGAGCCCUCUGAUGUAUUUGAGAGCUCCGGCAAGUCAGGGUUAGGCCAUGGUCAAGAAUCUGAUCUUCCUCCAUCUGGUUUUGACCCUGAUCCUUGAUCUUCCUAUGCCCUGUAGUCUCUGGCCACUUUACACUCCUGUCCCACUCUCCUCCUGCAUCCUCUCAAGGUUUCUGCUGCCCUUCAUUUGAUGCUCUUCCUAUAUCUUCUAUUCCUUCUCCAUCCCCUUUCCUGACCAACCUCCAUGUUGAUUCCCCAAUUCUAGGACUGCAGGCUCUAUGCUUUGCUGCCUUCUUUUUUCUCAGUGAUCUCUGUAAGCUUUGGGGAAUUCAAUCAUUGUCCCUGUGAAGAUUCCUCCCAGAUCGCUAUCUCUAGUCCCAGGUGUUUGGGUAUUCUUGUCCCACCAGCCAUUUGAAGGACGUGUCUAACUGCUUGUCCCUUAGGCCUCUUGAGCUCAGCUUGUCUAAAGCAGAAUUCGUUAUCACUCCCCCCCACCCCAACUUGGUUGGCCUCUAUUGAAAGAAAAAAAAAAGAAUACUGUAUUCUUCUUUUAACAUACAAUUCUACUAGAAAUAAUUUUAUUCAAUUAAACAUUCUAAAUCCAAGCAUUCCUGGCAUAAUCAUGCCUAUGGCUGUUCCUUUACCCCAAGACAAUUUGAACUAAGAUAGGAAUCUUGAAGAAGAAAAACCAUAAUGUAUAAAAAUACAGUUUGGGGUUAGUAUUUCAGAAUAGGUGCAGCCCAGUCCCUUAAAGGAUUGGGGAAGGCAAUGAUCCAAACAAGACUAGAUGAUGGCUUUGUUCAGAGUUUAGCUUCUAUCCUUAAUCCCUUUUUCUAAAAGAGACCUUUUGUUUUCCAUCAACCUUUGUGAAGGGAGGGUGUUGGAAAGGGGGUGCGUCUGAAAAGGGCUUUUAGCCCAGAGAAAUACCAUUUCUUCAUCCACUUCCCCAUUUCUGUGGAGGGUGCCUAUGUUUUGUAUUCAUCCAGGUUCACCAGCUGGGAAUCUUCUCAGGCUCUUCACUUCUCUUCCAAGCCUCCUGUUCCAAUCAUUUGGCAUACAUCCAUUGCCUUCAUUCCCAAGGCUUCUGCCCGAGCUCUCAUCUUCGUCUCUUCCUCAAGCACUACCCAGUUUCCUAAUCGGUCUCCCUGCCCCCAUCACUCCCUUCUUGAGCCCAUCCUCCAGCCUGGAAUUCACUCUUUCCUCACCCCCACCUCCCUCGAGCUAUAGCUCAAGUUUCCUCUCCCUGGUGUCUUUCUGAGCCCUUUCUACUUUCUCUUUAUUUUGUUACCAUCUCUGUGAUUUCCCUCCAACACAGUGGAAGUGCCUUGAGUGUCAGCAUUAUGUUUCCUUGAGAUCCUCAGCAUUUUGCCCAGUGCCUUUUCCAUGGUCAGCAUUUCAUGAUGUGCUGUAGACAGGCUCAGUUGCAUGUAAUGAGCUUUACCUGUUUUCAUAGACUGACUGUGGCGAUGGGUCAAAGAGCUCAUCACCUGACCUUCCCGGUGGUUAGGGUUAGGAAUAACUGGAAACAUAUCUGUUGCCCGGGCUGUGAUCAUACCUUGUCCACCUUGGUGUAGCACCUUCCAGGCCCUGGGCUAAGGAAGAACCUUUCAAAUAAAGAUUUGUUUUUACUCACUUUUA